CUAUACGGCAGGGACGUUCGUUCCGCCCACACUCAUCUCCAGGAGCGGCCUCCGCUCCACGUGACAGCGCUGUCAUCUUGGAGGACUUCAGCAGUGAAAGCCGCUCUAGGCCGCUCGGCAGACUCUAUGGUGAUCCCGGCUGGACCCGGAGAUGCAGCUCACAGUGAAAGCGUUAAAAGGCAAAGAGACGAUUCUUCAGGUCUCUGAAAAUGACACCAUCCUCACAGUGAAAAGACUGGUAGAAGACAAGUUGCAGGUACCAGUGUCCCAGCAGAGGCUGCUGUUUAGAGGCAAAGCCCUCUCAGGUAUACAUAGCCUAUCCUUUUACUGCAUUGGACCUGCACUCCAGGCUCAACCUGAUGGGGAAAGAACGAGCGUCCCAGAGGCGGGAGGAACCCAGUUAGGGAAAUCACUAGCUGUUAUCCGAAGACAUUUUAGCCCCUCCGAUGCAGAGAGAAUUCUGGAGCAUGUGCAGAAGGACUAUGACCGCAGCCUGUCGCUACUCAGCCUGGAUGACAUUGAGCGGCUGGCGACACGAAUUCUUCACCCACAGCUACCAGAAACCAUAGACCUCGGAUUCCUGGACUGACACCCCUUCACAAUGUACUUGUUUCCCAGUCCUGUACAGUACCCAAAUUGCAUCACUAUUGCAAUAAAACAUAAAAAUGA
Molecule: messenger RNA, 669 nt
Organism: Rana temporaria (common frog)
Lineage: Eukaryota; Metazoa; Chordata; Amphibia; Anura; Ranidae
Gene: UBL4A
Product: ubiquitin like 4A
Biological process (GO): post-translational protein targeting to endoplasmic reticulum membrane
Molecular function (GO): protein binding
Source: RefSeq, a predicted model, not a curated record